AGACGGACAUCUUGGAACCAGGCAGGCGGGCUGCUCCGGUAACCAUGCCCGACGCUCGAGUGUAGUACCCAUGCAAUGAAGUGGGGGCACCACGUCAGGCCUGGCCCACGCUGGUAGCGACCCCAGGCAGCUAUGCCUUCCGGAUGCAGGAUGGACAGCCAGGGCCCGGAAUGGUGCAGGUCCUGUCCACUGGAGAAUGGGAGGAACCCUUGGCAGUGGAGCGAGAGCGGGCAAUAGGGUACUUGAGAAAUGCAACCGCAGUAGAGGGAGUGACGGAAGCAGAGAGGUGGCGAGCUCUAGGGGGAGCGAUAGAUCAGCACACACUGGUAUGGUUGAUGUACCGGGCAGAGAAGCGAUAGGAGGCAAUGCACAAGCGGCUGCUGAUGAUUUGGAGGUGGAGGGAUAUAGAAGAAAUGCUAGAGGCAGACCCAGUUCAAGCCAUGGACAUAGCGAAGGCAUGGCGAAGGAUGAAAGUGGAGGCAAGGGAGGAAGAACUGGGCAAGUGUAACCGGACAGAGAUGGAGAUUGAUUUGCAGAGCUCUGAGCCUGUGUAUCAAAGGAGACGGAGACUGAGUCCAGGGGAUCGCGACAUCGCUAUAGCCAAAUGCAAAGAGGUGCUAGCAGCCAGCUUGAUUCAAGAAUCAACAUCAGAGUAUGCAGCGGCAACUGUGGUAGCGGUACACAAGUACUUGACAGGAGAAAUGCUAGCAAGACGGAUGUGGGAGGAUUAUCGAGGCCUGAACCGCAUGACGAAGAGCGAUAGGUACCCCAUGCCGAUGGCGGAGGAGAUUUUUGACAAGCUGGCGGAAGGGAGGAUUUACUCAACUUUAGACCUCCGGCAGGGAUUCAAUCAGAUCCCGAUCAAGGAAGAAGAUAAGGCCAAGACCGCCGACUAUCCAAAGAAAUGCCACUUCGGGGUUACGACAGUAGCUUACCUGGGGUUUCAGGUGGGAGAAGGCGGGCUCUCGGUGCAGCAGGCGAAGGUGGAGGUGGUUGACAGGCUGAAGGCGCCCACGGAUUGUAGCACGCUAAGAGCGCAGCUGGGAUUCCUGAGCUACUACCGCAGGUUCAUCCCGAACUUCAGCAAGACAGCCAAGCCACUAAGUCAGUUGUUGAGAAAGGAUGAAGGAUGGAAGUGGUGGAAAGAGCAAGAGAGAGCAUGGACCACCCUCAAGGAGGCCGUGAAGACGGCGCCGCUGCUGAAGCUGCCUAACCCAGACGAGCCUUUCCUGCUGUACACAGACUGGAGCAGCAGUGGGAUGUGCACCGUGCUCUGUCAGGAGGAAAAAGGAACAGAGAGGGUGGUGGCGUACGUCAGCAGGUCAUGUAGCCCGGCGGAGAGCAAUUAUAGCUCGUACGAGGGAGAGGGGUUGGCGGCAGUGUGGGCGGUAGAGCUGUUCCGGCCCUACUUGCAGGGGAGGAAGUUCACGCUGGUGACGGAUCACCAACCACUGCUCUGGCUGAUGACGAACCAAACCCUGAAGGACCGGAACGCUCGAUGGGCUAUGCAUCUACAGGAGUUCGAGUUCGACGUGAAGCAUCGACCGGGGAAAGACUUGCAGCAUGUGGAUGGCCUAACUCGCCAGAGGCAAGAGGGAGACGAGAGGAGAGAGGUGCGGGCAGAGGCCGCACUUACUUGUAUGGCGGUGGCCCUGGAGAAGGAGGGAUGGAACCGGAAGACAGAGACAGCAAAGGGCAGUUGAGAGAUUUGGGAAGACCAGCCAG
Molecule: messenger RNA, 1725 nt
Organism: Closterium sp. NIES-67
Lineage: Eukaryota; Viridiplantae; Streptophyta; Zygnematophyceae; Desmidiales; Closteriaceae
Source: the annotation of a GenBank genome assembly